Apaloderma vittatum (bar-tailed trogon) is the source of this 960-nucleotide messenger RNA. It is a transcript of the gene PAAF1, whose product is annotated as proteasomal ATPase-associated factor 1. Gene Ontology annotation, molecular function: protein binding. The transcript is spliced from 9 exons. Lineage: Eukaryota; Metazoa; Chordata; Aves; Trogoniformes; Trogonidae. The annotation marks the transcript as partial. The record is from RefSeq and is a predicted model, not a curated record.
GUCCCGGACAUCUCUGCGUCUGAAGGCUUCGUGGUUGGGGAAGUCACUAAGAAAAGCAUUCUCAUUUCUUGCCCUCAUGAAAAUGUGUCCACCAAGUUCCUGGCCCCGCACACAACUUUUAGGAGAAUUCAUCAGAAAAGCAUUACCUGUCUUGAUAUUUCCAGUGGUGGAGGGCUUGGCGUGUCUACCAGCACCGAUGGGACCAUGAAAAUCUGGCAGGCUGCAAACGGAGAAAUAAGAAGACUAUUGGAAGGCCAUGUGUAUGAUGUGAAUUGUUGCAGGUUUUUCCCAUCGGGCCUCGUGGUUCUGAGUGGGGGAAUGGAUGCCCAGCUAAAAAUCUGGUCAGCAGAAGAUGCCAGCUGCGUAGUAACAUUUAAAGGUCACAAAGGAGGUAUUUUGGACACUGCCAUCGUGGAUCGGGGAAGAAAUGUCCUUUCCUGCUCUAGAGACGGCACUGCCCGCCUCUGGGACUGCGGAAAAUCCGCCUGCCUGGGUGUCAUCGCUGACUGUGGCUCUCCUGUCAACGGCAUUGCUGUGGGCACAGCUGACGACUCGCUGAACCUGGGCACGCCUGAAAAAGCUCCUAGUGAACGUGAGGUUGGGACGGAAGGAAAAAUCCUGCUGCUGGCUCGAGAAGACAAAAAACUUCAAGGAGUGGGACUGCAGAGCAGGCAGCCGGUGUUCCUCUUCGUUGGAUCGGAUGCCUUCAACUGCUGCACGUUCCUCUCCAGUACCUAUAUCCUAGCUGGGACUCAGGAUGGGAACAUCUAUCAGCUGGAUGUGAGAAACACAAAUGCUCCAGUCCAGGUCAUCCACAGAUCAGGAGCCCCAGUGCUUUCGCUGCUCCCGUACCAAGAUGGAUUUGUUGCCAGCCAAGGUGAUGGAACCUGCUUUGUCAUUCAGCAAGACCUCGAUUAUGUCCUCGAUCUCACAGAAGCUGACUGUGACCCUGUGUACAAG